ACCGCCAAACGAAAGAUACGCUUUUCCGUUGGGGAACCGCUUAUCUUUUGAGCAUCGACGGCCGAUCGCAAUUUCUACCCCCUUCGCGAGCGGCCUCAACAAUGUCGCUUCGCCGAGUGGACGUCCGACGGAUUCGAUGUAAUUCUUAACGUACCGCCCGCGUUACCGACCAGGCGUAUCAGUUUGUAUUUUGUAUCCAACGAACACUUCUUUUAUCGAUAAGUAAUUUUGAUAUAUUUUAACCGCGAUCAGCGGUCACGACGAGAGGAUAGAUGCGAGCAAAUCAACGAAAGGCGCCAGCAAGCUUCGAAGGGACCUGAUAAAUGCCGAAAUCGCCAACUUACGUGAUUUACUGCCAUUACCGCCCUCAACCCGCCAGAGACUUUCCCAGCUACAGCUUAUGGCCUUGGUUUGCGUAUUUCUUCGUAAAGCCAAUUACUUCCAACAAGCCUUGAAAAACUGUCCGUCCGACUCUUCGAAUAUCCCGACUCCUAACAUAGGAUUUUCAAAAGCCAUGUCCGGAUUUAUAAUGAUGAUGACCCAGCAAGGAAAACUGUUGUAUAUAUCAGAAAAUGCAGCAGAAUACCUCGGACAUUCUAUGGAGGAUUUACUUAUACACGGAGACAGUGUUUACGAUGUCAUAGACAAACAAGACCACAUGGUAGUACAAAAUCAAUUAUCUAGAAAUAGUCCAAUUCCGAGCGACAGAAGACUGUUCCUUUGUCGAAUUAAUGUAUCCCGAAAUUCACGAAGGCAGCUGCGUUUUGGCGACCAGAAGGUGGUUCUUGUUGAAGGUCAUUUUUUACCUUUUGUUCCUGUUUGCAAUCGAAAUGAGUUUGUUUUCCUUGCCUCGUGUACACCUGUCGUAUUACCGGAAACUAGAGAAAGUAUUGUGCAGGGCGCAACAAAUAUUUUCACCACAAUCCACUCUAUGGAUAUGAAAUAUCUCCAUAUCGAUAAAACGGCGGAAAGCCAUUUGGAGUACAGUCGUAACGAAUUGGUAAAUGUGUCAUGGUAUAAUUUAUUGCAUUGGGAUUCCAUACGAACUGCAUAUUGUAAGCAUCAAACUGUUAUUCAAUCCGAUCAGGAACGGUCCGCGACCGCGUUAUUAAGAUUACAAAGUCGUUCUGGGCGAUGGUUCUGGGUACACUGUGUUUUACAAGUGAAAGAUACUUCAGAGGAAUGCCAGCAUCCUAUUAUCGUGUGUACAAAUCAAGUUCUAAGUGAUAAGGAAGCAGAAGUGAUGCGUACGAGUUCCUGGCUAUAUCAAUAUUCGUCUCAAACUAAAUUCACUUACACAAUUUGCUCCGGGAACCAGAAUCGCAGCGUGUCGUACGUGGCCGGAAACCAAAAUACUCAGCAACAGGACUACACGCGUUCGUUAUCACAUACCCACAAUAACGAUGCCCAGCAUUCUCCUAACAUUCGAAAUUCCGAACAAGAUCUGCACGGUUCUGGAAAAACGCAACUAAAAGAUUAUACAACGAGAAAUACGCGAGAAGACGCGGAACCAGUGGAUAUGUCCAUAAGCAGCAGCGAGCAUGAGAACAGAAAUGUGCACGUGAAUGUUCAACACGGGCAUUACGCUCUUGGUCAAUUUACCGACAGGUACAAAGCACACCAUAAGAAUUCAUUGAAUUUGAGUGGUUAUCGUGCAAAAUUCAUUCAAUGCCACGGCCAAUACAACAUGGACGCCUUGUCGCCCAAGUACUACAUCACAGAUUUAGAUAAGGAGUAUUGUUGCAACGAGAGGAGCACCUCCCAUAAACGGAUUCAAGCCAAGGCAUUACCGAUAGUAACGGUCACAGGAUCAACAGCUGAUCCUUCUGAUCUGCCCAUGGAACAUUGGAACUCGAGUCCAGUGUGGUCGGACACUUUGCAAAGGGUACCGGAUGUCGUGCAUCAAGAACUUAGCCCCUACGUCGCGACGCCGACCACUCCGGUCGAUACUCCCGAUUCCGAGCUACACACAGAAACGCCGAUUUUUAAUUUCGACUGGGCGACCGAGCAACACGUGCCCAACUUAAAAAUCACAUUUCGUAGCUCGAAUCAGGGGCUUAGGAAAGUUCAGGACGUUCAGCCGAUCACAUUGCAGUUACCGCGCAAAAAGGGCCAGUCUAUGAACGACUCUAAAGACUUUCAAAAAUGAGACUGCGCACUCGUCGAGUCGGUGCUUUACAAGUAGAUAGACAAAUAUUUUGUUUUAAGUAGGUAUAACAAGUUUGGAGGUUCGCGUCUCUGAACAAUAUUGAAGUUACUAGAGACUGAGUACAGCCGAAGGCUGAUUAAAAGAUAUCGUUAUUGGUAAAAGUGUAAUUAUUUAAAGUCUACAUCUUAAAUUGGUGGCAAUUGAUCCAUUAAACCAGUUCCUAACGCAACAAUAUUAAAAGACUUAAGAGUAUGACUGGUAUCGUGCAAUAUUAUAGUUAUUCUUUUAUGAGACUAAUUUGAGGUAAUGUUAAAAUUAAAAGUUGGUGCAAUCUAAUUGUUUUUAUUGUAAGGAUCAGUUGUUCGAAUUGUUUUUUUGUUAAAACAAACGACUAUCAGUAUUAAAUAAAAUUUGUUUCCCGGUAAUAAAGAUUUAUGGGUGAGAUGCCAUAAGGUAUUAGCGUAAUAAUUAACACUAGGUAGAAGUGAAAUGGUUACAAUAUUCGUAGUAAAUAUAAAUCGAAAAAGAACAAGAGUACCUAACUUUUAGUAUUAAAAGAAAUACUUUUAUUUGUUAAUAAAAAUCGCGUUUUAAGCUAAAUUUUAGAAAACAAAUCGAGUCAUAGAUUUUUAGAAAUCACUUUCACUUUAAUGUAACAUUCAUUGAUGAUGGACAUGUCAACAUAGCAACAGUUAGUUUUCCGACAAUGUGUUUAAUAAAUAGUAAUCGUGUUUGUUUGUAUAAGUUAGCAA
Molecule: messenger RNA, 2901 nt
Organism: Colletes gigas
Lineage: Eukaryota; Metazoa; Arthropoda; Insecta; Hymenoptera; Colletidae
Gene: dysf
Product: neuronal PAS domain-containing protein 4
Exons: 9
Coding region: 401-2149 (582 amino acids)
Biological process (GO): regulation of transcription by RNA polymerase II
Molecular function (GO): protein dimerization activity; DNA-binding transcription factor activity, RNA polymerase II-specific; RNA polymerase II transcription regulatory region sequence-specific DNA binding
Source: RefSeq, a predicted model, not a curated record